CGCGCCUGGGCCAUGGCGGAGGACGCGCCACAGCGGCCGCAGCUGGACAUGCCGCUGGUCCUGGACAAGGACCUGACCAGGCAGAUGCGUCUGCGCGUGGAGAGCCUGAAGCAACGCGGGGAGAAGCGCCAGGACGGCGAGAAGCUGCUGCGGCCUGCCGAGUCCGUGUACCGCCUGGACUUCGUCCAGCAGCACAAGCUGCAGUUCGAGCGCUGGAAUGUGGAGCUGGACAAGCCUGGCAAGGUCACCAUCACGGGCACCUCGCAGAACUGGACGCCCGACCUCACCAACCUCAUGACGCGCCAGCUGCUCGACCCCGCCGCCAUCUUCUGGCGCAAGGAGGACUCAGACGCCAUGGAUUGGAACGAGGCCGAUGCCCUGGAGUUCGGCGAGCGCCUGUCGGACCUGGCGAAGAUCCGUAAGGUCAUGUACUUCCUCAUCACGUUCGGCGAGGGGCUCGAGCCCGCCAACCUCAAGGCCUCCGUGGUCUUUAACCAGCUCUGA
Messenger RNA from Ochotona curzoniae (black-lipped pika), 504 nucleotides. It is a transcript of the gene OMP, whose product is annotated as olfactory marker protein. Bases 13 to 504 code for a protein of 163 amino acids. Gene Ontology annotation, cellular component: nucleus; cytosol; axon. Lineage: Eukaryota; Metazoa; Chordata; Mammalia; Lagomorpha; Ochotonidae. Gene Ontology annotation, biological process: sensory perception of smell; signal transduction. The transcript has a single exon. The record is from RefSeq and is a predicted model, not a curated record.